Messenger RNA from Octodon degus (degu), 2012 nucleotides. RefSeq names its product glutaredoxin 2 (gene Glrx2). The transcript is spliced from 4 exons. NCBI's taxonomy places the organism in Eukaryota, Metazoa, Chordata, Mammalia, Rodentia, Octodontidae. The coding region runs from base 30 to 512 and encodes 160 amino acids. The record is from RefSeq and is a predicted model, not a curated record.
GUCCCGGGGCGCGGGCGGGAGGUCUCACCAUGUCUUGGCGCCGCGCGGCGCUGGCUGUGUCGCGGCUGUCGCAGCGCCGGCUUGGCUCGGCGGGGCAGCUCCGUGGGGCGGCGGGCGCUGGAGGAGCCGCGGCCUCUGGCAUGGGGAACAGCACAUCAUCUUUGGAGAAAUCAGCAACUGCACCUCUGAACCAGAUCCAAGAAACAAUUUCUGAUAAUUGUGUGGUGAUUUUCUCAAAAACAUCCUGCUCUUACUGUAAAAUGGCAAAGAAGAUUUUCCAUGACCUGAACAUUAACUAUACAGCAGUGGAACUGGACAUGCUUGAAUAUGGGAGCCAGUUUCAAGAUGCUCUGUACAAAAUGACUGGUGGAAGGACCGUUCCAAGAAUAUUUGUCAAUGGAACUUUUAUUGGAGGUGCAACUGACACUCACAGGCUUCACAAAGAAGGGAAACUGCUUCCACUAGUUCAUCAGUGUUAUUUAAAAAAAAGUAAGAGGAAAGAAGUUCAGUGACUUAGGUACUUUGACUAGGAAAUGUCAGUUAAAGUGAUACCUGAUAAUGUCUUUUAAAUGUUAACUUAAGUGAAUUAUCUUCAUGACAAUUAACAAUAAUGAACAAUAAAUUGCUGCAGAAACCUCAUCUUUCUACUUGCCAAUUCUUGAGCGUAAGACAUAGUAUUUACAACUGAAGGGAUGGUGUUGCAUGGAAAAAUGAGGGAAGAAUGUGUUUUAUUGCAAUUUAUAUGUGAACUUUACAAGGAGAUAAGUAUUUGAAAAUUUUAAAUCUCUACAGUAUUUAGGAAUUAACUCCUUCUUUUAGUAAUAAAGAUUAAUAAUUAUGAUUUUCUCUAAAAUUUGAGGUUCACUGAUACAGUUGUGAACUAGGUAAUCUAUUAUAUUGUGAAAAGCAUUCACCCUGUAUUUCUAGAGCUUAGAAAUUUUUAGAAUGGAGUUAAAUUUAGUAAAACCAAAUCACUUAAUGAUUUAAUAGUCCCAGGGGAUAUAAAUGUAUCUAUGGCCGGGAAUUAAAAGGAAGACUAUUACAGCAUUAUGUAAGGAUGAACUCUUAUGUGAGGAUACAGUUAGAAACGUACUUGAAUUGAGUUUUUACUUUUGUUUGCAUUUCUUUUCAAAAUGUUCUGUAGGAAAACCAGUUGUUAGAUGGAAAAUUAGAUGAAAUGAAAUGUUUCUGCUUUGGUUGGAUGUGCCCCCUCCCCCUAAUUCCUAUGUUGGAAACUAAUCCCUAAUGUAGCAGCAUUGAGAAGUAGGACCUUUAAAAGGGUGUCCAGGUCAUGAGGGUAGAUGGAUUGUUAUCAAGAGAGUGGGUCUUGAUAAAAGCUAAGUUUGGUUCCCCUUUCUAAGUGUGAGCUAUGUUGAUCUUGGCCUUCUGGGCCUCCAGAGCUGUGAGAACUCAAUCUGUUCAUUAUUAAUUACUUAGUAUCAGGUGUUCUUUUACAGCAACACAGAAUGGACCAAGAUAGUCCCUGAAAAUCAUUUUUACUGUUGAUAUUCUGCUAUUUUGGAAACACUAAACUGGUUACACUUCAGUUCAAUUUUCCCAACAAGAUUUAUCCAAGUAGUCUUAUUUUUAGAAUUGAAAAUAUUUUCAUUGCUUUAAGUCAUUUUUCUAGCUUAUCAGUAAUUUUUUAAGUGCUUACUACAUAAAAUAUUUUCCUACUUUAUUCCCAGAGUCAUGUGUUAGGGGCAGAUUAUUAGAUGCUAAGAAAAAUUCCUCAAAGGUGGGAGGAAAAUGGAUGUCCAUAGAGUGAAUGCUUUUGUUUUCUGGUCAGGGAAUUUGGGAUAGCCAGCCUUAAAUUGCUGUUUAGAAUCCUUGAUAAAAUGAGUUUAUAAACUGUUUUCCAUGUGGUAAUUCAUUUGUUAUAUUGGCAUGAAACAAAGUGGAAUCUUUUAGUCCUUUUAUGUCAUGAAAAGUUUUACAUGCUUGCUGUUGUAAAAUCUUUGUUAGAAAUCUGUUACCCAUGAAAAAGAUAAAAUUGUAAUUGUAUACUGUCA